AGGUCAGUGGGUAUAUAUACGUGUUGUUCGGCUGGUCUGGCCAACGAUACAUCGAAUUCGUAGGAGACUGGAUCCGGUCCGAGGAAGUGGACUUUUUGGUUGGUGGGUACUCGCGACCGUCCCACGAUCCUCGUGAGGACCACUCUCUGGAAGCAGCGGAGUGGCGGAGGAGGAGUUGCAAGGGCAUUAGGCUCCGAAUACGGAACGAUAAAAUUCUUACGAAACGUGUCUCUCCCUCUCCUCCUCUCCUCCUCUCCCUCCCUCUCCCUCCCCCUUCUCUCUCUUUCUCUACAAUAUUUCUCUGGUAUAAUAUUCGUGCAUCGAACUGGCACUCUCACGAGAAACGAGAGGCAGAAACGUCGAGGGAAAGGGAGGUCCCCGUCGUUGUGAAGAGGAGGUUGGGCAACAGAGGAACGAUCCGAAGAAUUCGAUGGUUGAAAACAAACCUAACUGGAGGACGUGCUGUUUCGCUUUAGAGGAGACGGCAGACACGACGUGGGCCCGUCAAAAUGUAUUUUUGACGGCUGUUUGACAAGCUUUUAACGUCCCCCCCCCCUCUCUCUCUCUCUGUUUCACCCUGCCUCCUUUCCGCCUCCACGUCCGCGCGAUAGUUUUUCGCGCGUCCUGCACGCUCGUUCUGCGACUUCGUUAUUUUUGCGAUCCGCGAGCCGAAUUACGUAAGCGUGCGGCUCUGCCUCUGGAAAAGGUUACCGGAAGGUGGCAGAUACUGUGCGAGAGAUAAUGAACGCGAGAAUCGUGAUUUUGAUUUCGGAGGCUAUGGACGACAGAAGGAUUGGAGGGAAGGCAAACUUUUGUUUUUUUUGUCUUGGAACUUGCUGUGCUGGAAUUUUUGUUAAAUGGUAAUCUAAACCGAUCAUGUACAACCUGAAUGUGAACGUGAAUCCUAGUCCGGCGGCUGCCGCGAGUCUUCUCGGUGUCGCGGCGGCCGAGGUCACACCAAGGACACCGGAAAUCGUAAACUCCCUCAUCGCCAUGACCAAUCCCUUCGAGGGCUACGCGAACGAGAAGAGCAGGGAUCGUACGGAUUCGACUAGCAGCGGUGAGCCGAGCCCACCGAGUGUUCAGCACACCUGUAGUCAGCUCAUUAAAGAAGGAUUGAAGUUGACGCUACAAACGAAAAGAAGAGCCAACGGAAGCGGGGAUGAUACGAAGAAAAAGACGAAGAAGGAAGACGGGAGUGCGGAUGACGAGGAGGAAGAAGAAGCGGGCAACAACAAUAACCGCGGUGGAUUAACGCCAGAGGAUGAGGAGAGGCGUCGAAGAAGGCGCGAACGGAACAAGAUAGCUGCUACCAAGUGUCGACUGAAGAAGCGUGAAAAAACAGUGACUUUGGUGCACGAGUCAGAAAUCCUCGAAACGCAAAACCACGACUUGAAGUCACAGAUUCAGGAACUGGAGACGCAAAGGCGUAGGCUUGUAGACAUGCUAAGUCUCCAUGGACCGACUUGUCUGAAACAAGGUGGCACAGACAAUUCGUAUCAACAAUUUGCGGAACCUUUGCAGCUGCCCAGUUACCAGGAGAAUUUCGUGCAGCCUCCACCGGCAUUGAACCAGCCUCAGAAUUGUGUGACGGAAUAUCCAGUAAAAGUGGAAGAGUACGAGGCUGACUUUUACCGACAAGGAAGUCCAUUCGUACCAACCUCGGAUGCAGGUUGUACGGUUUAGUAGCUUUAUCGACGUUGUAACAAUGCCUACCGCGCCAUUUAAAGUGUAGUUUCUUCCGUGGAGAUUUGGUUUACCGAUCAAAGAAGAUGAUACAUGGUUCCAUUAAAAAUCUAAUGUUUGUUGGAUGGUGAAAAAAUAGUUGCAUGCAUUCCAAGAAGACACGAGAAAGUAAUAACAUCUAUUUAAUUGAUGGAAGCGUCGUCGAGAUAAUUUAGGAAUUUUGUAUGUUUUUGAGAUUCUUUCCAAGAUUCUUAACACUUCCGGUGAACCGAAUCUCCCGUUUUCUUAUAAUCGCAAGUCUAUAGCUUGUAAGUUGAUUAUACUUUACAUAACAACGCGCUCCUAUUUCUCCUUUUCAUCCUGUUCUUUCUUCUUUUUUCCUUCUAUUUCUUAACACAUCCCUUUGCACUCGAAACGUUCGAUGUAGAACGCUUGAAGACAUUCCUUAAGAAUAACCCUUUCUUGAAAGUAAGUAACCAAUUCCUUGAAAAUAAAUACUGUGACAUUCUAAAAUAUAAUUAAUGUAAUCGAUAAAUAUAAGAUAGAAACGAAUUACUUUUGCGAUACUCGAUUUAAUAUUAAUCGAUAUUAAUAUUAGUAUGUUGAUGCAUCGAUUAUUAAAAGAAAAAAGAGAAAAGAGAAAAAGAAAAAAAAAUUUUAUUUUAUUUUAUUUUGUAUUAAUUUCUGUAUUAAAAAAUAUUUACGAAAAUUUAAAGAUAGUCAUAAAAAAAUAAUCGAGCAUUGCAAAAGUGUUUCGUUAUUUCGUUUAAGUAAAAGUCGAGAAUUUCUUUUACAAAUGGCGGUUCGCAUCCGAUGUCGAUUAUUUUUUAUGCGACCGCUUUUUCUCGAUUUACCAGUGAGAAAAAAAGUAUAAUUUGUAUAACUCAGCAUAUAAUAAGUCUUCUGAUAUUGAUUACGACUAUCUCUCGUAUAUUGGGACGUGGCUAUGUGACGCGUUCUCAAAGGAUACUUAUAAUUAUACGAGCAAUCGUAAUGAUAUAUUUAAUACUGUGAAAUGUGCAUAUUUUAUACAAAUUACAUAUAUUAUUAUAUACGUAUACACUCGCAGACACGCACAUGUCGAACACAUACGCGUCAUUACAAUUAACAAACAUAUGAUAUAUAUAUAUACAUGACGAUUAAUGACAAUGACCGACGACAUACCUCAAUUUUGUGGGUAGUUACCCUUCUUCGGUGCGUUUGCACGAAAAAAUUUUAUUUUUUAAUUUUCUUUUAUAUUCUAACUCUGAUCAUGUGAUCGUUGAAAUUUUUUAAUACACGAAGUAAUAGCGACAAGGAUGCCAAAGAACCAUCAGAAAUAUCGAUCAGAGAAUAUUUUUAUUUUUAUGAAAAGAUUAUAUCGGUGGAAAGAAAUUUUUAGUAAACGCACUUUGGGCUACGCUUACGCGUUCUGCAAUUUACAAAAGCUAGUUUAAUACUUAGCCGAAUGUUACGAUUAAUAGUGAAACACUUUUUUUCUAAUCCAUGGAUUAAAAAAUACUUUUUAUUCGUUUGGAAUGUUACCGCCGAUCGAUAUAACGAAGGAAAAGAUUUUUCUUGCACUUCAUAAAAUGUGUGAAGUGAGAUAAAAUCUUCCUCUUAUUCUUCUGUCAAGAGAUUAAAAAGCGUGCACAAACAUUAAGAAUGUUUUUUCUUUAACACGCAGGAAGAACAUGUAAUAGUCACAUACGUGUGGUGCUAUACAUAUACAUACAUUAAAUAUAUAUUUAUAUAUAUAUAUAUUUGCUUUUUAUAUAAAUUUUAUUAAGUUGCCCGAAGAGAGUAUUUAAUAGUUUAAUACACAUGUUAAAUAUAUAUUAUCGAUGUCUAUUUACUAAUGCAAAGUUCUGAAAGUAAUAGUAUAUCAAAUGUAUUGAAACAAAGUUUAUAUUUAUAUACAAAUUUUUUCUAUCUUUAACAUAUUGAGAGGAGGAACCAAAAAGAUAAUAUUAUUGACAUGUUAAAAAUGCGCAAUAAAUUUUAAUAUGCAAAUUCUUUAAAACUAUUGCAUUUUAAAUAAAAAAUAUUCCGAUCGUGUUUAUGGAAUAUUCGAAAAAAUUUUUUAAACAAAAAAUUAGAUAUAAAAUUGAUGGUUCUUUAAAAAUAAAAGAUAGAAUUUAUUUUGAUAUAAUUAUGUUUGCUCUAUCCAAUACAUACUGCCAUUAUUAAAAUUCCAGAUACAAUCGCUUAUCGUAUCUGGCUAUAGGUUCGUUGUCUUUUUAGCAAAGUGUAUUAAAAACAAAGUUUUUCUAGAGAAUAAAUACAAAAUAAUUUCAAUAACAAGAUAGUAAACAGUAUAUAAGAUUUUAUUCAUUGUAACAAAAUCGUACUAUUGUCUUUUAUUACUGAGUACCUGGCCAUGGUUUUCCAUGCGACAGCUAUUUUUCUUUAGAAAGAAUACAUUAAAUUGAAAUUAGAAAAAUGGCUGACAAAAUUUUAUCGUUGUAACCUAAAGAAAAAUUUUAUUCUUUAAAUAAAAGUGCCUUCAAUAUA
Apis cerana (Asiatic honeybee) is the source of this 4179-nucleotide messenger RNA. It is a transcript of the gene Atf3, whose product is annotated as Activating transcription factor 3. Gene Ontology annotation, cellular component: nucleus. NCBI's taxonomy places the organism in Eukaryota, Metazoa, Arthropoda, Insecta, Hymenoptera, Apidae. Gene Ontology annotation, biological process: regulation of transcription by RNA polymerase II. Gene Ontology annotation, molecular function: RNA polymerase II cis-regulatory region sequence-specific DNA binding; DNA-binding transcription factor activity, RNA polymerase II-specific. The record is from RefSeq and is a predicted model, not a curated record.